Messenger RNA from Trichoderma asperellum CBS 433.97, 873 nucleotides. RefSeq lists its product as uncharacterized. The record is from RefSeq and is a predicted model, not a curated record. NCBI's taxonomy places the organism in Eukaryota, Fungi, Ascomycota, Sordariomycetes, Hypocreales, Hypocreaceae.
AUGGACGUGUCCGAGUCUAGCCGGAAGCGUGGCCGAGAUAGUGAGGGAGAGGUGGACGGUAUCUCCAUGGGUCUGGAGGAGCACCGUAGCAAACGACUUCAAUGCCUUCCUCUUCGAACCUCGCCAAGGUCGUCGCAGCAGUGGCCGUCCGUAUCGUCUGUGGGCUCCAUCGGCCUCGAAUCCGACGGCAAGGCCACACAGCUACUGUUUUCUCGCUGGUCACAUUCGUCCAUGGGAAGUUCUGGCUCUCACGAUGAUACCGAAGUGAACAUGAUGAGCUCUAAUCGGAUGCCAACACCAAUACAGCCCAGCUUCGCUGCGCAGGUGCGUGGUCAGCAGAACGAGUGGGCUGGCCCCGGGCCUGUUGUCACGACGCUUAAUGGGGUUAUCAACAUGGGCCACCACCCCGCGGGCUUCUCAGACGACCAGUCUGUGCCUCGUGUAAUGUCGGGCCUGGAAGACUGGCAAGCUGCGCAAAACCACCGAAGACUACCGUCACCGAUUUCCGAAGUGGAAGACAACGCGCUGGAUCAGGAUUUCGGUGAGAGCAGUAUGAUGGUGGAUGAUGGCAUGGGCGUAACCAUGGAUGCCUCCAUAGUGCUACCGCCGUCGCCGUCACGCGCCAUGGAUCACCCUAACGCCAUGAUGGACAUUGAAUCACCGCCGCGCUCGCACUUACACGGAGCUGACAGUGAGGGCGAUGCCCAUUCACCCAGCCCUGCUCGCAGAGGUCAUAUGCGAAGCAAGCAUACCAUUGACAGUUGGACAUGGCAACCCGGAAUGAAAAAGAGCUUUAGCAUUGGGUACCGAGCCGAUUGCGAGAAGUGCAGACUCAAAGUGCCUGGGCACUUCAACCACAUCGUCAUCUCAUAG